GAGGGGGAGAAGUGUGGGCUCGACCCCCGUCCUGUCUAGAGCUCCCAAUUGGUCUAUUGCCUUUCAGCUCUUGCUUCCUGUCAUAUCCUCUUAGUUUGUGUCUCACUUUGAAACCAUCUCCUUUGAAGAGUCUCUUUGGUGCCUUUUCCCAUUUGUUUUAUUUGAGAUUUUUUUUUUUUACAGUUUAGGUGGACAGGCGGACAAGGCGGAAAGGCAGUCCCUGCCAUUGCUGCUGUUGGCCAGACUCAGCGGGCAGCUGAGGCAGACUUUAGCCGCCAGCUUCCCCCACUGAUCGGCCUGUCAUAGAAGAUAGACAGCGAGCCAGCAGGAUUCUGUUUCGCCCAGCCGCUGUACACGAAAACCAAGCAGCUUUCUCUGGGCCUGGCUGUGUUUUGUUGGAGUUUUCUGCUUUACAGGUGGAGAGCGACUUUAUAGCAUGAAACAAGCUUGGGACAAGAGCGUUUUUGAGAAUGGGCAGACGAAACACAAAUAUCCAGGAACAGGCCAUGUGGAUUCUGGAACAGCAGCUCCUCUUGAGCACCUCCAGAGCUCUGGUUCAGGAGAUAAGCUUGAUAAGAAGGCUGUUCCUGUGGGAGGAGCCCUCGGAGGGGCGGGUCAGAACCUGUUGCUGAGCCCAGCGAGCAUACAGCUGGCCCAGCUUCAGGCUCAGCUCACCCUACACCGUCUCAAACUCGCCCAGACCAGCAGCACUGCUGCUGCCGCUACUGUCCUCAACCAGGUCCUCUCCAAUGUGGCCAUGUCCCAGCCUCUCUUCAAUCAGCUCAGGGGCUCCAGCAUUGGCCAGGCUCAUGGAAGAGGGUUCCCUCCUGCACCCAUCACCUUCCCCCCUCCCUCCACCGCCCUGGGCACGCUGGCUGGGGGCGGGUUCUCACAGAACCAUGCUGGGAUCAGACUAAACCACUAUGGAGCAGGGAGCUCAAACCAGAACACCAAUCAGCAAGGCGAAUAUGGGAAAAAAGCUGGAAUGUUUCAGACGGAUACGGAUCGGCGCGUGCAGUUUGGGUUUACUGGAGUAGGUCCCAGUAAGGCGGCCGACGCAGGACAGUAUGGAGGCCCCGGUGUGCAGGCCAAGAACAGUACCCAGAACAACUACCAAAGAGACUGCUACCCUUCCGAGGGUCAGCAAGGGGUGUUUAUGGGAGGCAGUGGCGAGCUGAUCCAGGACUCUGGCCAAAAAGAGCAGUGGAAAAACCCAACAAGCUUCCCCCUCUCAGGUAAACUGGACAUGGGUACUGGGGCUGGGACCAGUACCUGGGGCCCGGCUCCUCAGGGCUUUGUUGGUCCACGAGCAGAACUGUACAACCCUGAGGAACCCACUGGUGAGCCCAGGUUUAGCCCAGCUGGUGGCCUGGGUUUCAACUUUACUGGGGGGCAGCCAGGGUUUGUAGGAUACCAGCAGCAGCAGAAAGGUGAGGAGGGGAAGGGCAUGACACUACAAGCCCACCAGCUCAACGAUUACCACGGGGCGACACCAUCACACCUACCCCACCAGUGCACCAUUUGUGAGAAGAAGGUUUACAACUUGAAGGACUGGGACCAGCACGUGAAGGGCAAGCUACAUCUACAGAACCGAUCGCUGUACACAGAGGCCCCAGCGGUAGGAGCCCUGCACUUUCCGGCCGCGUCUGAAGGAUGCCCUGGCUCCGCGCUGACUAACGCCAUGGCGUACUCAUCCGCUGCCGGCCAAGAUGUUUCAGCCGGAGGUGCCUCUUAUUUACCAGCUACUGCGAUGAAGUCAUUUCCUCUCUCAGGGGCGGGAUUUACCUCACACCAGCCAGGGGCAAAGGUCAGCCACAUAAGGCGAGCCCCUGGACGCGUCGUCCAUAUCUGCAACCUCCCCGAGGGCAGCUGCACAGAGAAUGAUGUCAUCAACCUGGGUUUGCCCUUCGGCAAGGUCACCAACUACAUCCUCAUGCGCUCCACACAUCAGGCCUUCCUGGAGAUGGCGUAUGUGGAAGCAGCCCAGGCCAUGGUGCAGUACUACCAACUACAGCCAGCUAAGAUCAACGAUCAGAAGCUCCUCAUCCGCAUGUCCAAGAGAUACAAGGAGCUGCAGCUUAAGAAACCGGGUAAAGAUGUGGAGUCCAUAAUCCAGGAUAUUAACUCUCAGAGGGAGAGAGGGGAGAUGCAAGAUAUGGAUCGGUACCUGCCAGAGCGAGCACGCUCGCGCAGUCCUAUCAGUCGCUCCCUGAGUCCGCGCUCUCACAGCCCCAGCUUCACCUCCUGCAGUUCCACCCACAGCCCCCAGGGUUGCCGGCCAGACUGGAUCAAUGGCCUGGGCCCUCGCCGCGGAUCCUGGGACUGGACGUCCCACGGGCGGCGAGACGAGGACCCUCGCGAUAGAGAUGAGUGGAGGAACGGAGAGGACGAGAGGCCUAACGGCCGGCUCUCUGAGCGCAGGAAACCUUACCUCAAACCUGGGGAGCGGGGCAGCCCUCGCAUGGACGAACGCGGCAGGGACUGGUACCCCCGCGGCAGCCCCCAGGGCCCGCCCUUCUCCUCCUACCACACUAUGGACGACUUCUACAAAAAAGAGCCCGCAUACAAAGCUGAAAAGACCCUCCGGACACCCCAGAACCAGAGACAUGAGGGGAAGUACAAGAGAAGAGACGGCACAGACCACCACAGAGCCAGACACUCAGAGUCAGAUCUAACUGAAGAUCUUGGCUCCAGCAGGGCUGCUGAGGAGCGGGGACGCAGCAAGAGGACGAGCAGGAGACAGGAGCGAGAGGACAAAGAGACUGAGAAUAGUAAAGAAGCUACUGAGCAUCGAGCCAAAGACAGAUCAUCGCCUCCCCACAACAGCAAACCUUCUGAACCCACAGAAUGUGAGCGAGACAGAGACAGUGAGGUGGAGGAGUGGGUGAGCGGGGAGGAGACAGAAGGUGAGAGCUGGUACCCGAAAAGCAUGGAGGAGCUGGUAACGGUCGAUGAGGUCGGGGGAGAGGACGACUCCAUCAUCGAGCCUGAUCUCCCUGAUCUUCAGGAGGAGGAGCCAGCGGAGGAGCCUAGCCAGCCUGCAUCCAGCCCAAAUCCCAACCCCAGCACAGAAGUUCCAGCACAGGCAGAGAAGACCCAGGAAGAACCUCUUCCACCUCCAGAUAUCAGUCCAGAAAAGACAUCCAGCCUGAGUCUGGCUGAGUCUAGAGAGCCCUCAGUGAGCAGCAGCGCUCCAGACCAGCCCUGCUCUCAGCUCUGCCUGUUCCCCAGCCAGGAGUUCAAAAGCGCACUAGAGGAGUCCUCACAUACAGAGCCACAAACACCCAGAGCCACGCCAGACAGCCUGCCCAACCACAGCCGUGCAUGUGAGGUGGCGUGUGAAAGAGAGAAGGCUGUGGAUGCACAAACAGCCGGUGAGACUGUUGGGCCGGCGCAGCCUGACAAGAAGGAGACACAGCACAUAGAGGAGAACCAGAAGAGAGACGCCCACAUCUCAGUGCCUGCCGAUUCACCCCAGAGGACAGAUACUGAGACUCCCUCACCAUCACGAGAGCAGGAGAAAAUCGUCAGUGAAUACAGCAUCCCACUAGGUGUGGAGUUCAUCGUACCCAGGACGGGCUUCUACUGUAAACUCUGUGGCCUUUUCUACACCAGCGAGGAGACGGCUAAAACUACGCAUUGCCGGAGCACCGUUCACUACAGGAAUCUACAGAAGUAUCUGUCUCAGCUGGCAGAGGAGAGUCUGCUGCACUUCCACGCCGACCCAGCCAGCACAGAGUGAACCCGGACAAGCCUGAGACGUUACCACCACCAGGGGGAGUCGAGCAGUGCUGAGCUCCACUCGUAGCCCAGGAGUGCCAAGCGGAGAGGACGAUUAGAGACAGAGCAAAGACAGAGAGAGAGAGAGAGAGAGAGAGCGUAAGAGAGACGGCGAGGAAGUAUGACAGAGGGAAGGGCACAGGACAAUGAGCCUGUGUUUACUGUGGUUUCGUGUGCUGUGUGCACACUGAAUCCAGAGAAGAGGGAGGUUGGUCUGAACUGGACUGAACCACUGCAGGGGAAAGUGAAGGUCACCAGGUGGAGCUCAACCCGAAGGUGUAAAACCUGUUUUUUGUAAACAAAUCCUGCCUUAAAACAAUCAACUCAUUCGGUGAGUUAGCCAAAGUAGGUUAAAGUGAUGUGAAGCUUGUCUUUUUUAAGGCCCUGUCUGUUCUCCAGCGCAACCCAAAGAUGGAUGGAAUUGAUUUCAAUAGCAGCACAGAACUCCUGCCUCAAAGACAACUUUCAAAAAAGAAAGUCUGUCAAGUCGUUCAGUCACCCAACUGUGAAUCUGUGUCGAUCUACUGUUAAAAUGGUUAAAACAGUCUCUUUCUAUUAGAGACAUGCAAUAGCUUGUGUCAUAUUGGAGCAAGCAGAAAAUACCGGAUCAGUUAUUGGAGAGAAAAAUCCAGUCCUGUAACAUAUCAAUCUAAAAAUGAGGUUUUUAUAUAGGCUUCGUAAAAUAAGCUCACACACUCACAGAAGCAUUAUAAAGUAGCAUACUUUGACGCAGCUCGGCCUGGAGGAGGAAAACAAUGCGGUAUCUCAUUAAUAUUUACACAUAUUUGCAUUUGCAAAUUAGUCACAGAUUUCCUGGAAAUGAACUCAAAGACCCGGAAACAUUGUAAACAUGUCCAGCUUGAACACGGCUUCAUGAAAUAACCAACACUGGUGAUGCUAACCGGCUUACAGGCUGGUCCAGUGAUAUUCAGAGUUAGACUUUAGGAAGGAUUAACUAUGAAAGCUGCAGCAUACAAAGUAAAAGCUGCACGCGACAUACCAUCAGCCUUUUCUAUUCAGUUUAAGUGACCCAAUCUUUCAGAUGAGUGCAGAAUCCCCAAAAAAUAUAGUACCGCGUGAUUUCCCUCAGGCAUCUAUAGCUGAAUUCCAAAAUGCCUCCACUAUAAUGAUGGAAAACACCUUUUGUUUUUGUAUGUAAAGGACUGGACACAACUCAUUUACAAAAGCACAUGUUGCAGCCUGAGGUUUCUUCAGCAGGGAGCGCUCUUAGCACACAAGCCAUGUCUUUUAAUCAGUUAAAGCCAAAAAGCAACCACAAGAGGUGAAGUAGUGUUCAAGUGUUGUGUUACUCUUGUAUUAUUUAUUCUGUGAUUUACAUUAAAAGAUGUAAUUAAGUCGGUUUAUGUUAAAAAAUAUAUGUAUAGGCCUACAUCAUGGUCUAAAUAAAAUCUCAAUGUAGGCCAUAGAAAUCAAAAAUGGAGAUGCAUCGAAAAUUGGAGAAGAAAAAGUGCUAUUGCACCGUCUCCAUUGUCUAUAUUUCGUUUAUUCUCAAGCCCAGCACCGUCAAACUGUGGGUUAAAGAAAGUCAGAAUGCACAGUUUAGCAAAGAAUGUUCUGACGGAUGUGAUGUUGUCACAGAUUCUGUCCGUUUAAAGGACGCGUGAUGAAAGCUAAAGUGGCCUAUUGUUGUAGAAGGCUAAACGCCACAAAUUAGCAGGAUGUAGUUCUCAUUAUGUUCAUUAGACCCGAAACAUACUUUACGCAAGGACGUGAACGCAGAUGACAGCGCUCGGCCAACGCACUGCAAACGCUCAGUCCUGCUGUACAAACUCACCGCGCGUUCUUACGUUGCUGUGGAGGUUAAAACACUCAGUACUGAAGGGGGCGAUAGAGUACAAAUCAGAGAGUGAUCUACUGUUAUUCCAACAGCCUCAACAGCUAAACUUGGACAGUAGAGGAGAGUGAGCGGCUUUACCUCGUCUCUUGGAUUGGAAAUACGAUAAUCGUAUUUUUAUGUCACCUUUGCGUGAGACUCAACUGCUCGUCUGCCAUAGCAGUUGAGAAGCACGCUGACCGCUUGGUCAGGCUUGGCUGAAGUUACAGCGCCCCCUUGCUGUAACGCCCAGAAUGCAGCUCGCACUUGCGCCACGUUAUGAAAUGCGUUGUGACACAUUUUUGAACGCAGCUACGUGUGAAACCCCGUCUGCGUAGCUCGAAGCGUCUGCGCUCGCGUCCUUUCGUGAACUAUGUUUCGGGCCUUAAGGUCUCCUGGAUUUGAAGCAAUGUGAAUUUCUUUAUCGGAUCGUAAUACACUGGACGUCCUUGAAACUGGACUAAGAUGAUUUUAUCUGAUUUUAAGUGCCUUUCUACAGUCAGGAGGUAAAACUCGUGCUCAGGUCAGUGAGAAGUUACUCAUCAAUGCCACUCUACACAUUUAUACUACUAAUAUUUUAUAAAGAAUCAAGCGCUGUGCAGGUGUUGGGAUUCACUGCCGUCUCUCUGGUUUUGGGUCUUGAAUUCGUUUCAUGCUUGUAUAUCAGGUUGGAAGCAGAUCAAACGGUGUAUAAUGUUUAAUACAUAAAGCUCAAGAAAGUAGCAAUACUUGAACUGGACCAUGUGUGUUAUUUAUCCUACUUCAGGUG
This is a messenger RNA of Colossoma macropomum (tambaqui), 6383 nucleotides long. It is a transcript of the gene rbm20, whose product is annotated as RNA binding motif protein 20. The coding region runs from base 437 to 3742 and encodes 1101 amino acids. The record is from RefSeq and is a predicted model, not a curated record. Gene Ontology annotation, molecular function: zinc ion binding; mRNA binding. Gene Ontology annotation, cellular component: nucleus. Gene Ontology annotation, biological process: regulation of RNA splicing. The transcript has 14 exons. Lineage: Eukaryota; Metazoa; Chordata; Actinopteri; Characiformes; Serrasalmidae.